Salvia splendens (bonfire salvia) is the source of this 2658-nucleotide messenger RNA. RefSeq lists its product as uncharacterized. The record is from RefSeq and is a predicted model, not a curated record. The transcript has 4 exons. Bases 848 to 2434 code for a protein of 528 amino acids. NCBI's taxonomy places the organism in Eukaryota, Viridiplantae, Streptophyta, Magnoliopsida, Lamiales, Lamiaceae.
UGCUCUAAUUCGUAUCAUAGACGAAAAUAGAUUCGAACCGUUGAGGAUGUACCUUUGUGGAAAAUGGAACCUAACAAAAUAAAUCAACGGCCGAGAUUCUCCUAAUGCUAAUCCAAUCUCAGGGCAUGACCAACAUCUCUCUCGCAAUUUUCUUUCAAUUUUCAAUUUCAAAACCCCUCUUUGUCUGCAUUCCAAUUUUUGGGAAUUCCAAUUUAUUGUUUCCAUCGAGCAGUUUUCCCUCUUCCGUCCGUUAGUUGUAGUGUGUAUUCCCGAUGUCCAUUGUUACAUAGUCUCCGGAAGAAUUCCCCCUUUUAUCAGGUACUACUAUUACUUUCGAAUUUGAUCGUUUUUUUGUGUAUUUUUGGAUGAUCGUAGUUAAACUAGGGCUUUUGAUCGCUAUGAUAUACUGACCGCGUGUAAUGGGGGAUAUUUGAUUUCUAUCGGGGACUCAUUAGGGUUUAAAGCUCGUCUAAUUUUUGGUACGGGAGGUUCUAUCGUUUGAUAUUUUGUGAUUUACGAACGCGAAUUCUUGAAUUUUCAAUUAGUUAGUGUGGACAUUAGUAAAAUUCCGUUUGAGAUUAGAUUGUAUUUUGUGGUCGAUGCUGAGAUUUUGUUUAUAAGCUAUGCAUGAAGUGUUUUACUCAUAGCGGAUUAUACGUUUAAUAAGUUAGUUUUUUCUGCUGAAGUCUGGAAUUGUGUGUUGAGAUAGUGCCUAACUAAACCCAGGAAACACGUUGUUUGCGUGGGCUACUCAUGGAUACAACUCACUUUUUAGCUUUAAAUUUAUUCAAUUCCUGUACAUUUUUUUUGCUCUUCCUGUAUUUUUUUUUUCUAUGCUCGCAGUAGGAUGAGUAGAAUAUCCGUAGGUCAUUUGCGUCCUAGACCUCGCUCGGUAACGGAAAAUUUGAGAAGAUGCAGGAAUAACGACAAAGCUGAUAAAGUUAUACUGAUAGACGUUGAUUCUGAAAUUAGUGACAAUGUUGUUAUCCUUGACACUCCUGAAUCUUUGCCAAAAAGAAAUAAAGAGUCGGGCAUGCUCAAGAAAGAUGAGAAGUGGUCAUUCAAGAAUGUAAUAAACAUUGAUGAUGAUGACGAUGAUGUACCUGAUAGUAGCUAUCAGUUUGGUGCAAACAAUGUUGGUUUCUCUGCAAGCACCUCUUUAAAUAGAGAAAAUUUUUGUGUAGCUGAGGAUUUUGCAGAUUUCACAGAUCCUUCUGACGAAGACUGCCAAAAUGUUCAAGACAGUGCUACACCAGUUAAGUUAUCAAAAUGCAAGCGCACGUAUUCUGGGAAAGAUUCCACAAAUAACCGCUAUGGUUUGGAUACUGAUUCAGAGUGCGAGUUAUCUGGGAAUGAAUAUCCUGACUGUGAAGUAGUGGAAGAUUUUUCCGGUAAGUUUCAAGAGUUGUGGGAAAGAGCUGUCUCCAGGAGAAAGAAAGAUGUUCAUUCAGGUAUUAGGGGUCAUGAUAGUACAACAAGCUGUACUGACAAGGACCUCCAAAACGCUGAAUCAGGAGUAGCAACCAGGCAUCAUGAUGAGCCCUCAGUUUCUCACACUACUGGGAAGUCCAAUAACAGAAACUAUGGUUCUUCCCCAGGUAGAAUAGAAACGGAUUUUGGUUUCACCCAUUUUUCUGAUAAUGCUGUAAAUGAUCAAGAAUGCCGUGCACAUGGGAAAUCUAAAUCACAAGUGAAAUUCCGUCCUUCACUCCAUUACCCGGAUUGUGAACCAGGAAGUUCCAGCCAGCACAUUGAAAGAAUGAAAGAUCCAGCUUCAUCUAACUCUUCUUUCCAAGAGGAGCCAAAUGAGAAAUUCAAUAUUCUUACAUCUACUGCUGGGAACAAGGUAAAUUCUAAAGAGGAAAAUGAAGAUGGUCAGGUGCACAUGAGUAUCGUAUGCAGUUUGCCUCCUGAGGAUGACUGUUUAAUUAGUGAACGUGAAAAGCUCAAGGAAACAGAUGAAUACAAAAGGGCAAUGGAGGAAGAAUGGGCUUCCCGACAGCAAGCACUGCAGAUCCAGGCCGAAGAAGCGCAACGUGAACGUCGAUUGCGGAAGAGAAAAAAAGCUGAAAGCAUGCGUAUGCUGGAAAUGGAAAGAAGACAGAAGCAACGCUUAGAGGAAAUGCGGAGUAUUAAGCAGAAGGAUGAGGAAAAUAUGAACUUGAAAGAUACAAUUCGCGCUGAAGUCCGAAAUCAGCUGAAGCAAAUUGAAGUUGGGUGCCAAAAUAUGGCUUCGCUAUUGCAUUUGUUGGGAAUCAUGGUAGGGAGUUGGCCAAAUCCAUCCCCACAAGAGGUACAUGCAGCUUACAAAAAAGCCUUGCUGACCUUUCAUCCAGAUCGAGCCUCACGAUCUGAUAUCCACAAGCUGGUUGAAGCUGAAGAAAAGUUCAAGUUUAUUAAUCGCAUGAAGGAGAAAUUCCCUCCUCCUUUGUGACAGUUGAUUGAGUUGUAGUCUUGUUAAGAUUUUAGCAGUCAAUCUUCUUACAAGGUGGAAAAAAAUAUCAUUGAUAGUUGAGAUUAAUAUCGUCUUGCAUCCUCAGCUGAUCUUUUUCCGUAUAUAAUAAUUUUCCCGUUAUAAUUUUGUGAGCAAGUCAGUUAUGCCUGGAUUAUGUAGUGUAAAAUAGAAGUACUAGUUGUUUUGAUUAUUUUUGCCUUGUA